UGUCAGUGGUUGCUACGGAAGGAGGGUAUUUAUUUAUUUCCGGUUCGACGUGAAUUUUGCUGUUCUCGUUUUUGCGGUUUCUAAAUCUCUCGACUUCUGUCUUAUUCUACAUUGUUGUGACAAACUGCGAGGAGAAGCCGAGUGUUGAACCUGAUGACUAUGGCGAUGGAAACCGCAUACCUGAAGACACACAUGGGGGACUGUCUGGCGCAGUGUUUGUGCGAGGUAGCUGAGAAACGGCCCGCUGACCCAAUCGAAUACAUCUCACAGUGGCUCUACAAAUACGAGCAGAAUCAGAGGAGUCUGCGGGAGAAACAGGCUGACAUUGAGCGGAUGGAGAGAGAGAAGAAGGAGUACGAGUUAGAGAAGAAGAUGCAGGAGGAGAUGAGACAGGAGGCGGCCCGGAUCCGCGCCAUUGAGGAGAGGAAGAGGAAGGAGCAGGAAUUGCUGAGGCAGCAAGAAGCGUCGACUGCUACCAAACUGGCGACAGUGAUGGAGAAAAGCGAGGAACCUCAAGAGAAAGUUGUGUCGGAGGAGAUUAAACAGUCUAGUGUGGAGAUUCUAGAGGAGAGUUCUGAGACGGCCCCCGGAUCUCAGGAAGGUGCUUGGGGGGAGGAGCAGGCUCCGUCCCAGGGUGAUGAGAACCAGGAUGAGCCCCUGGAAGAUGAAUCAGAGGAACAGGCGGCUUAGGGAAGUCUCGCACUGUCGUCUGUCCAUCCGUCCAUCCAUCUGUCCGUCUGUGGGUUUAACUGUCAUCUGUCCAUCCAUGGGUUCAGCUAUCGUCUGUGUUAAACAGUGAACAAAGACAUUAAUGCUUUGUGAUGUUAUUUUGUUAACAGAGUGGUGCGUAGUUAUAAUAUAAAUUUUUUUGUAAUGGUACUUGGUUCUCUUAAACAAUGCUUGGCCAUGUAAAAGUUAGUUUUUUAAACAGAAAUUGUAUAUGUUUACAUCUGGCCAUGUUGUGUUUAUUACUUAAAUCAUCCAUCAGGCCCAUAGGAACAAUACCUGGAGAGGUUGGGGUGGGCCAGUCUCUAGUGGGGGAGCACAAGCAAGAUUUUUAUUUUUAUUUAUAUAGAGUUAGACAAAGAAAACUUACUUUUUCAUAUUCGUGUAUGGAUGGGGGGGGGGGGGGGGGCAAAGCCCCCUCCCAGCUCUUCCAGUUCCUAUAGGCCUGUCUAUAAGUAUUUCUUAAAGGUAUUUUGAAAACCCCCAGUAUUAUCAGAAUUCUUGUGCAUGCCAACGUUUAUACAUAUAACUGCAACCCCAAACACAGCCCUUAAAAUUGAAUCAAUUGCAAUGGCAGUUUAGUACAGAUAAUAACCUGAUAAUAAAAAACCCUAUUGCAGAUCGAUUUAGCUACUGCUUUUUGCAGUGGCAUUGCUGAUUGAUGUCAUGAAUUAUGAAGACUAAACACAUCAGAUAUAAGGCAAUUAAUACAUGCAUCUUAAGUAAAAAGACUGAGUUCAGUCAGAUGUAACAGGACCAUGUAGCUUUAAUAUCUGCUGAUUUAAAAUUCGACAUAUCUUCAGGAAAUUAAUUUCAGUUUCAUCUCUAAUCAAACGAAACAAGUCAAUAGGUGUUCUAACAGAUAUUAGUACAAGCUGGCCCUGGUUUGUAGGUCAUUUGGGCUGGUCGGAGGUUAAAUGUCAGCUUAAUGAGAACAAGAACAAAAUCAACAAUGAGAACAGACUUUCAUUUAAAGGGACUGUCCUAUGUUGGGUCAUAAUAAAAUAAAUUAUACAUUUUUAUCCAUGCGAGCUCAGAGGGUAUAUUCCCAUUUUGUUUAUUAGUUUAAAAAAUUAAAAAAAUACAGUAAUAAUAAAAAUUAUUAUAAAUUUAUGGAAAUUCUACAUACAUUGUGUAUAUGUUCUGAGAAUAUAAAAUAAAAAAUAUAAUUUCACCCUAACUGUCUUCAUUUUGUAAACAAUUUGGAUGAAAAUAUAUCAUUUAUAGUAUUAAGGCCAUCUGGAAGACAUCUGGAUAAUGAAACCUAUUAAAAGUGUGAAAUACAAUGCAUUCUAUCAAUAAAGUCAUUCUGGUUUCCUUUCAUACAGAUAUUCAGAUUCUAAGCAAGACAAUUUUUGUAUAUUCAGGGAACACUUUGUUUAAAAAAAAAGAAGAUUUGUGACGUAUUUGAUAAAAUAAAAAUUGAUUAGCAACUACUAUUUAAUGUUUUAGAAUGGUGUAGUGAUUUGUAAAUCAUGACGUGAUACUGAACAAAAUGUUCCCAGAUAUUGUAGUUAUAAUAAUGGAUAAAAAGCUAUAUUUGGCACACAAAAAAAAAAAAAGACCAAAAAAGUUACACUGACAAUUUUAAGUUCUGUUUGGUUAUAAAUAUCAUGAUUACUCUGUACCGAUGAAACAAGUGUGUAUUUUAAAGAUGGACGUGCAUAAUGCAUAGGAGUCGGCCUACUUAUUAUGACUAUACCACUAUUGUUAUAUUAUAAAAUAUAGUAAAUCAAGUAAUUAAUGCGUUCAUAUAUUGGUUACAUGUUUUAAUUUCUCAUUAAUUUAUUGGUUUACGCUGUAUGUAAAAAUCAAGUUUAUUUUCCAUACCAGGCUUAUACAGCUGGGCAUCUUACAUUUAAUUUUUUUGUUCAGUGAAUACUCAUUAAUUUCUGUUUACUGUAAUAUAUAGUCCAACAAAAUGAUAAUGUGCGAUUUCUUGUUGUCUUGCAAGAAACAUGAUAUUUAAAAAAAAAUUAAUGCAUGAGUAUUUAUAAAUAAAUUCAAUACAGGUAUUAUGGUCAAAUAUGAUUAAAAUCAGUUCAUUUCACAUUUGUAAUGUUGUAAAUGUUAAAAGUGAUCAGUUGUUAAAAAAUGAUCAGAUAGUUUUGUCAGAAUAUUCUAAUUAUUUGUAUUUAAUCCAGUGUGAGAAACAGUUGAAGGAUCUAGUCAAAACAAUCAAAAUUUAUACUAGUAUGUAGUUUCUCUUCACUUUUCUAACACUUAAUGGUUUUUGUUUGUUUAUUCUAUAUUUUCAUUACACUAAAUGGUGUUUAAAAAUAUGAUAAAUUGUCUUUUAAAAUUAAAUUUCUUUACUUAAUGUACUCUGUAUAUACAAUGAAUAUAAUGGCAGCCAUGUUAAUUAGAAUGGUAAAAUUAACGAAAAUACCUUUUGGAAACAUGUUUUAUAUACACAGUAUUUAAUACUAAACAAUAUUUGUAUUCUUAUAUUUGAUAAACAUUUAUCUUUUGCUAGAUUCUUGAUUUUUGAAAACCUUUUUUUGUCCUAUUAUAUUGGUGAGGAAAGUUACGUCUAUAUAUCUGUAAAGCUUAUAUUGUGUUGUGAAAUAUUGUAAAUUUGAAAAUACCAUACACACAAAACAUGAGCUUUAUCCUGUGUUAUACGUGUAUUUUACAAAUCAUAUUUGAUAUUUUUUUUUUCAUCCGUGGGAUCACAGCUCCCAUUAUUAUAUUAUAUUGCUGUUUGUGCAACAUAUUUACUUUUGUACUUAACCAUUUAUUCGUAUAUGCAUUUUGUAUUAACCACAGUAUUAUUUACGUUCAUCCAUUGGCGUGUGUUGUUUUGGCUUGAGUAUGCAAUAUCUUAAUAACUUUAUUCUACAGUGAUUCUGUAUAUACAAUUAUUCUAAAUAUUUGUGCAUAGCUGUAUUUAUAGUUGUGUUCAACUGGGUGAGUUACGAGAGAAAGGUUGGGUGAAAAAGUGAAAACAACAGGAAAUAUAUUUAUGGCAUAGAUAUAUUCCGUUUGAAGUGAUAAUUUUAUAGUCAAAAGGAAAAUAAAACUUGAAAGAAA
Gigantopelta aegis is the source of this 3759-nucleotide messenger RNA. Its product is annotated as DPY30 domain-containing protein 1-like. The coding region runs from base 154 to 690 and encodes 178 amino acids. The record is from RefSeq and is a predicted model, not a curated record. Gene Ontology annotation, cellular component: Set1C/COMPASS complex. NCBI's taxonomy places the organism in Eukaryota, Metazoa, Mollusca, Gastropoda, Neomphalida, Peltospiridae. The transcript has 5 exons.